AUGGAACGGCGGAGAGCUGCUGCGAUGGAAAACCACACGGAGGCGGAAGACCCCGUAGUGCCUGUGACUUCAUCGGCAAAUUCUGCUCCCGCUACAAUCGCCACCACCUCCACGGCCGCUGCGGAUACGGAGACCAGCUCCCCAGCUGAGGAGACUUCCUCCGAGACUGUCGAGACUGCACGUUCACGCCCGCGUCCACGUGAGUUGUUUAUACUUCGAUUAGUAGCUUUAAGGGCUAAUUCACCCCCUGUUGUGGAGUUCGAGGGCCAUACUACAUUUUUUCGACGAGGAAGCGGUAGAAUAGAAUGA
Molecule: messenger RNA, 309 nt
Organism: Dibothriocephalus latus
Lineage: Eukaryota; Metazoa; Platyhelminthes; Cestoda; Diphyllobothriidea; Diphyllobothriidae
Source: the annotation of a GenBank genome assembly